Eimeria maxima is the source of this 5259-nucleotide messenger RNA. Its product is annotated as chromodomain helicase DNA binding protein, putative. Gene Ontology annotation, biological process: nucleosome organization; regulation of transcription by RNA polymerase II. The transcript is spliced from 7 exons. The record is from RefSeq and is a predicted model, not a curated record. NCBI's taxonomy places the organism in Eukaryota, Apicomplexa, Conoidasida, Eucoccidiorida, Eimeriidae. The annotation marks the transcript as partial. Gene Ontology annotation, molecular function: histone binding; ATP-dependent chromatin remodeler activity; DNA binding. Gene Ontology annotation, cellular component: chromatin; nucleus.
AUGGGGCAGGUAGACGGAGCAGCAGAAGACUGCGGCCCCGCUUCUGCUGAGGAUGAAUCGGGGCUGCCCCUCUUUGGCUUUGCUUCAACAGAUGGAGCAGCAGCAGCAGCUGCAGCAGCACCUGCAGCUGCUGCUGGUGCAGCAGCAGCUGCUGCAGCAGCAGUUCCAUCAUUAGGCCCGGAGGGGACUGCUGCUGGUGGGCCAGGUAUGACAGCAACGCCGCUGCAGCAGCAGCAAGUGGUUCAGCAGCAAGUGGCUCCGCAGCAGCAGCUGCAGCAGCUGCAGCAGCAGCAAGCAAGUACGGGUUUAAGUUAUGUGUAUGAAGGUUGUCUACAGCAGCAGCAGCAGUUGCAGCAGCAGCAGCUUCAGGAGCAGCAACUCCGGCAGCAGCAGCAGCAAUUACAGCAGCAGCAGCAAUUACAGCAGCAACAUGCACAAUUGCAGCAGGUGCCCCAAGCGCUGCAGCAGCAGCAGUUACAGCAGCAACAGUUGCAGCAGCAACAGUUGCAGCAGCAGCAGUUACAGCAGCAACAAUUGCAGCAGCAGUUACAGCAGCAACAAUUGCAGCAGCAGCAGUUACAGCAACAACAGUUGCAGCAGCAGCAACUGAAGCAGCAGCAGCAGCAACUGCAACAUUUGCAGCAGCCGGAUAUGCAGCAGCAGCUAUUACGUCAGCAGCAGCAGCUGCAGCAGCAGCAUUUUCAGCAGCAGCAGCUUCAGCAGUUACAGCAGCAGCAACUGCAGCCAGUGCUGCAGCAGCAGCCUAUGCAGCAUUUACAGCUGCAGCAUUUGCAGCAGCAGCAAUUACAGCAGCAGCAUUUAUUAAGACAGCAGCAAUUACAGCAGCAGCAAUUACAGCAGCAGCAGUUGCAGCAGCAACUGCAGCAGCAAGGGCAAUCUGCUGCAGCAGCAGAUUCUGCUGUUCCUUCUCAGUUAUUGCAGCAUCAGCUGCAGCAGCAGAUUCAGUUACAGCAGCAGUUACAUCAGCAGCAACUGCAGCAGCAGCAGAUACUGCAGCAGCAUCUUGCUGCUGCAAGUGGUAACCCUCAGCAGCAGCAGCUGAUUCAGCAGCAAUUUAUGCGUCAGCAGCAGAUACGUCAGCAAUUACAGCAGCAGCAGCUGCAGCAAUUGUUGCUGCAGCGUCAACUGCAGCAGCAGCAUCAUUUAUUAGCAGCACAGCAGACGCAUAGUCCUUUUUUACAGCAGCAGCAGCAGCAGCAAUAUCUUCAGCAAUUACAGCAGCAGCAGCAAAUAUUGCAGCGACAGCAGCAGCAAUUAAUUCAAGCACAGCAACGUCAGCAGCAGCAACCGCAACAACAACAUAAUGCAUUUGCUGAAGCAGCAGCAGCAGCAGCAGCUGCAGCUGCAGCAGCAGCAGCAGGUGGUGCUGCAGCUGGUGGUGUUCCUGGUGCACCUGGUGUUGGUGGUGUUGUAGGUGUUGGUGGUCAUCAUCAUACAACAACAACAGCAGCAGCAGCAGCAGCAGCAGCAGCAGCAGCAGCAGCUGCAGCAGCAGCAGCAACAGGAGCAACAACAGCAGGAACAACAACAACAGCAGCAAAGACAGAAGAUGAUGGUGAUGAAGCAUGGGAUCCAUCAACAAUAGGAAAAAGACGUACAAAUACAUCAGCAGCAGCAGCAGCAGCAGCAGCAGUAGAUGGUGGUAUAAUAGGUAAUUGGGGAGGAGGAAGUAGUAGUAGUAGUAGCAGCAGCAGCAGCAGCAGCAGCAGUAGUAGUAGUAGUAAUCGUCGUCGUCGUGCCCGUGCUCAAUCCCGUGAAGCAUAUUAUGCAUCUCAUCUCCCCCGCAGCAGCAGCAGCAGCAGCAGCAGCAACAACAACAACAGUACAACAACAACAACAGUAGGAGGAGAGCAGCGCAGCAGCAGCAGCGGAUUUAGUUUACGUGCUCGUAAUAGUCGUGUAGAUUACGUGAAUUUAGCGUCAUGUAAUAAUGACGAGGAGGAGGAAGAAGAAGAAGAAAGAGGAGUAGGAGUAGGAGUAGGAGGAGAAGAAGAAGAAGAAGGAGAAGAAGGAGGAUAUAUAUAUACAGGUAGAGGAGAUAUAAUAAAUAAUUCAAUAAAUAAUAAUAAUAAUAAUAAUUAUUAUGGAGGAAAUAAUAAGUAUGGUGCAGCAAGAGGAGCAGGAGGAGAAGAAAUAGGAGCUAUAGGUGGAUUAAUGGUUGUAGAUAGGGUACUUGAAUCACGAAUAAGAGAAGAUGAUGGAGAAGAAGAAUAUUUAAUAAAAUGGGAGGAUAAAGAGAAAGGAGAGAAGAUAUAUAUAGUAAAAUGGCGUAGUUGUCCAUAUGAUAGAUGUACACAAGAGAGUCAUGAUACAUUAGUUAAGCAUUCUUUUUUAUCUCUUGUAUCUGCAUAUGAUGAUCGUCUUCUUCGUGGUAAACAAAAGUUAUAUAGGGCAUUAAAUGAUCCAUUUGCCUUUAGACCUAUUACUUCUACACCUUUUAUUCCUUAUCUAACUACACCACCAUAUAUGAAUCAUCUUAUACAAACAGAUCAUCAACAACAACAACAAGGAGGAGGAGGAGGAGGAGAGAAGAAAGAGGGACAAGAAGGAGAUAAGAAACACGAGGAGGGUGAACAACAACAACAACAGCAACAACAAGAUAAUAAUAAUAAUAAUAAUAAUAAUAAUAAUAAUAAUAAUAAUAAUAAUAAUAAUAAUAAUAUAAAACAAGAAGAAACAACAACAGGAACAGCAGCAGAUGCAACCCAACAAGAACAGCAACCAACAACAACAACAACAACAACAACAGGAGGAAGAGGAGGAGGAGGAGGAGAUACCCAACAACAACAAGAGGAGCAACAAGAGCAACAACAAGAGGAGAGACAAGAGUUACGUGAUUAUCAAUUAAUGGGGGUAAAUUGGAUAUUAUCUAGGAUAAAAAGAGGAAUAAGUGUCUUAUUAGCUGAUGAGAUGGGUCUAGAUGGUACUAUGCCUAAAGAAGUAAGAAGAAAAGCCAUGGAACAAUUCAAUUCACGAACAAGUAAUGAUUUCUGCUUCUUAUUAUCUACUAAGGCAGGAGGAUUAGGUAUUAAUCUUACCUCUGCAGAUACCGUCAUUAUAUUCGAUUCAGAUUGGAACCCACAAAAUGACUUACAAGCAGAGGCAAGAGCCCAUAGAAUAGGACAAAAGAAAACUGUACAAAUCUAUCGUCUUGUAACAAAAGAUUCUAUUGAACAAACUAUACUAGAAAGAGCAAAAGCUAAAAUGGUAUUAGAUACUCUUGUUGUACAAGGAUUAAAUAAGAGAGGAGUAGAAUGGGGAAAUGGUGGUAGUUUAUCUGGUGGUGGGGUUGGUGGUGUUUCUUUUUCUCGUGAAGAUUUGAGCAAAAUAUUAAAAUUUGGUGCAACAAAGUUAUGGAGCCAGAGUAGGCCUAAAGGGUGUGAGCUAGACAGCAGCAGCAGCAGCAGCAGCAGCAGCAGCAGUAGUAGCAGCAGUGGUGAUGGUGGUGGUGAUGGUACAGGUAGUGGUGAUGGUACAACAACAGGAGAAGGAUAUAAUGAGUUUGCUGCAGCAGCAGCAGAUAUUACAGAUCCUGAUGGUAAUACUAUGAAUACAACUAAUAAUAUUGCUGGAGGUAUAGGAGGUAUAUUAGCAGGAGUAGGAGGUAUAGAUGGAUCAUUAGGAGUAGUAGGAGGAGGAGGAGGAGGAGGAGGAGCAACAACAGGAGGAGGAGGAUCAUCAUCAUCAGGAGGAGGUGCAACAGCAACAGCAACAGCAACAGCAACAGCAACAGCAACAGCAACAGCAACAGCAGGAGCAUCAGGAGCAUCAGGAACAGCAGCAACAGCAGCAGCAGCAGCAGCAGAAGAAGAAGAAGAUGAUGCAGAAUUUUGGCGACAAUGUAUACCUAGUCAUGAAAGAUUAAGGUAUAAAAGACAAAAAGAAGAUCAAUUAAUUAUUCAUGGUAAAAGAAAGACAAGAAAUGCAUUAUUUGCAUGGGGUAUAAGUAGCAGCAGCAGAGGAGAGGAUAGUUCAGAUACUGCUGCUGCUGCUGCUGCUGCUGCUGCUGCUGCUGCAGGUAGUAGCAGUAAUAGCAGCAAUUAUGGUUAUACAAAUAGUGCUAUAGGAGAAGAUAAUGAUAAUAAUAUAGAUAUAAAUACAUCUUCUUCUGCUGCUGCAGCAGGAUCAGCAGCAGCAGGAGGAGGAGCAGCAGCAGGAGGAGGGAAAGGAAGAAGAGGAAGAAGACCAAGAAUACUUAAUCCUACACAAUUAACAUCCAAGGAAUAUCAUCGUUUAUAUAGGGCAUUAUUAAGGUAUGGAUGUAUAAGAAGAAGAAUUCAUGAUAUUAUUCAUGAUGCUAAGCUGCAGAGGGUAUCUGCUGCUGUUGUUGCUGCUGCUGCACAACAAAUUGUUGCUGCAUGCAAAGAAAGACUUAAUCAACCUCCUGCUAAACCUGCUGCUGCACCUAAUACUGCAGCAACAGCAGCAACUGCAGCAGGUGCAGCAGGUGCAGCAGCAACAGGUAUUAAGAAACAUAAAAGUAAUAAAGAUGAUGAUGAGGAAGAAGAAGAAAUUGAUCAAUUAACAAGACCUAAAGAAGAAGAAGACCCUAAGGAAGGUCGUUCGUACUUUACACAGAUAGGAGACACAAGAGUAAAUGCAUGGGAUCUAAUAGAGAGGCUGCAGCUGCUGCAGUUGCUGCAUGAUGUAUUUGAGCAGCAGCACCCUCAUUGUGCUGCACCAUGGCAGCUACCUACAGGUCCUCUCUCUCCUGAAUUCACUGGCAUGCAGCAGCAGCAAGUGCAGCAGCAGCAAGAGGGGCAACAGCAAGAAAUAGCAGGAGAAGGAGGUGAUAUGACUGGUGCUGCAGCAGCAACAGGAUUAGAACAAACUACUGGUGAUGCAGCAGCAGCAGCAGCAGGUGAUGCUGCUGCUGCUGCUGCUCCUUCUGCUAUGUCUUGUGAUGGUCCCGCUGAGACUGUUGAUCCUGCUGCUGCUGCUGCUGCACUGCAGCAGCAAUCUGCUGAAGGAGAGCAACAACAGCAGCAACAGCAAGAGGGAGAAGGACAGGAUCAGCAGCAGAUACCUGGCAGCAGCAGCAGCAGCAGCACUGCAGCAACAGGCUUCCCUCCUCCAACAGAACCAGGAGCACCUCCAAUGUUUUUAACGCUACGGCUCCCUGAGGGUGUACUAUGCCGUCUUAAGCCAUGGAGUGCUCGUGAUGUCCAACGAUGGACAAAUAGAGAGGAUGAGGCCCUUCUUAUAGGGGCAUAUAAGUAUGGAUUUGGUGCCUGGGCG